Austrofundulus limnaeus is the source of this 822-nucleotide messenger RNA. RefSeq names its product serine/threonine-protein kinase pim-2. Gene Ontology annotation, molecular function: protein serine/threonine kinase activity; ATP binding. Gene Ontology annotation, biological process: protein autophosphorylation. The record is from RefSeq and is a predicted model, not a curated record. Lineage: Eukaryota; Metazoa; Chordata; Actinopteri; Cyprinodontiformes; Rivulidae. The transcript is spliced from 4 exons. Gene Ontology annotation, cellular component: cytoplasm. Bases 1 to 630 code for a protein of 209 amino acids.
AUGGCCGCAGGCAGCCUCAACAAGACGGUGGAGGAGAAGACUCCGAACCGGACUCACAGUGAUGUCUUAGCUCCGCCCCCUUCAGUUUUCUCUGUGUUAACUCCCUGUCUUUGCUCCGCCCCUUCCUGCAGGUUCUUCCGGCAGAUCGUGGAGGCGCUGCGGUUCGUCCACGCGCACGGCGUCGUGCACAGAGACAUUAAAGACGAGAACAUCGUGGUGGACACCAGGACGCUGGAGGUCAAGGUCAUCGACUUCGGGUCCGGAGCGCCGCUGAAGGACUCAGCGUAUAACGAGUUUGAAGGUACGCGGGUCUACAGUCCACCUGAGUGGGUCCAGAGCCGGUCCUACCACGCSGUCCCGCUCAGCGUCUGGUCUCUGGGGGUCCUGCUCUUCGACAUGGUCUGCGGAGACAUCCCGUUCGAACGCGACCAGGACAUCAUCCAGGCCACGCCCCUCUUCACCAGGCGCGUCUCUAAAGAUUGUCAAGCUCUGAUUCGCUGGUGUCUGUCGUACCGGCCGGAGGCCCGCCCCUCGCUGGAGGACAUCCUGUCUCACCCCUGGAUGGAGGGAGGUGAGGAAGAGGAGGAGGAAGAGGAGGAGUCCAGCUCUCUGCCCAGCGUGUCCCUGUGAGGACCUGAACUGAGUCAGAACCAGAACUAAAGUCUGCUGCCGGCUCCGUAUUUAUUCAUUAUUUAUUAGUUUCUGAUCAGGUUCUGCUGCUGAGGCUCCGCCCCCUGCAGCUGAGGCUCCGCCUCCUCCUGGUUGGACUGUUUACACUGGUUCAGGUGACCUUUGACCCCCAGUAAAAAACUGAAGAUGUUU